AUGGAUAAUUCUGGUGAAAGCGAUCAGCAAUUGCCAAAGUCGCCACCACGACGUCGACGGUCAACAUUUUUUGUGCGACGUGAAUCAAUAGUACCAGACCCUCCACCAAAAAGAACUUUUGUUGAUGCGGAACCAGAUCGUCAACAGAAUGAACAACUAUUACAAUACUGUAAGGACUUGCAAAAUGAAAAACAACAGUGGAAGGAUGAAGUACGUCAAAGGAGAAAUGAUUAUCAUGAACUUAGGGAACAAUGCAAGAUGGCAAAGAAUGCAGCACCUACCAGAUCUGAAAUGUGUUAUUCAGCCUUGACUGAUGAAGAUAUUGAAUUUUUGAACCAAAAAAUAAAUCUAUCAAAGUUGUGUGAAAGCCAACAGGCUUUACACAAAGAAGUUGAGGUUACUCGAGCGUUCUAUCGAAGAGCAAUGGAGCUAGAUAAUGAAAUAUUAAAUAGAUGUGAAGAAAAUGUCCAUAAAAUUCAAGACAAUAUUUUAGAAAACAGUACUGUUGACUUUCAUGAAAAUAAUCAAUCAUUUAUGUAG
Messenger RNA from Leptosia nina, 540 nucleotides. Lineage: Eukaryota; Metazoa; Arthropoda; Insecta; Lepidoptera; Pieridae. The record is from the annotation of a GenBank genome assembly.